AUGAGGCCAAAACUUCCAAAAACUAUUUCAGCAUGGCAGCUGAUGAGCUUUUUACCGCCUGGUGCAGCAGACAUCACAUCUGAAUUACACUUCACAAGGACUAGACGUAUGCCCAAUAUAACUCGUCCAGACCAAUUACUUAUUAAGGUUAAAGCGGCAUCGUUAAAUCCUGUUGAUUCUUUGCUUGUCUAUGGUUAUGGUUCUUCUAGCUUUAAUUUAUUACGUCGCUUUACAUCAAACUAUGGUUGCUUUGGUCUACCUGAUGCCACAACAGCAGAAAAUGCUGACUUUCCUUUUACACCUGGUCGUGAUUUUUCUGGUCAAAUAGUUGACAUCGGUUCAGAAGUUGCUUUAUCUAACCUAACCAGGCAAAAUAAACUUAUUAUUGGUACAAAUGUGGCUGGUGCUACAUGGCCUUUCCUCAGUACUACUGGAUCUGGUUCAUUAGCUGAAUAUAUUGUCUGUCCAGCCGAUUAUGUCGCUCCAUUACCUAGUAAUGUUUCUUUCAUAUCUGCAGCUGCAUUAGGAUAUGCUGGUUUAACUGCAUGGUCAGCUUUAGUUGAUGCUGGUGGAAUCGACCCUGUUAGUAAGUCAUCACCAUCAGCUUGUUCAAUUCUUAUAACUGGCGCCACUGGUGGUGUUGGCUUUAUUGCAGCACAAUUGGCUAAACGUUGGGGUUGGAAAGUUCAUGUCACAUGUCCAAGUGAUAAAAAGGCAUUAGAUUUAAUGAAUGUUUUACAAGUUGAUGAAAUAUUUCCACAUCCAUCAAAUAUUCAAACAACAAUGAAAUAUGAUUUAAUUCUUGAUUGUAUUCGACCGGAUUAUUUGAAUACAACAACUUCAUUCAGCACAUUAUCAUCACCAUCAUCAUCAUCAUCAUCGAAUACACACUUGAAACAAUAUAAUUUAAUUGAUCAUUUAUUACCUCAACUACCAUCUAUGUUAACUUAUUUAAAUACAUCAUCAAAUCGUACACGUUAUAUUAUGCUUAAUCCACCAUUAUUAUAUUUAAAUGAUUAUUAUGGACCAUUGAUUGGUAGUGGAAUAGCAUAUUCACAAUUAUUGUAUAGUAAUAUUGCAGCAUUAUUCUCUAACAAUAAUGUUUAUAAUACUAAUUUAAAUAAAAUACGUUGGGUAUUUUUUAAACCAAAUAAUAAAGUAUUAAAUUAUCUUUUAAAUUUAGUUUCAAAUAAACAAUUAAUAAUACCAGUGGAUACUGUUUAUCAAUUUAAUCAUGUACCAGAUGCAUUUCAUAGAUUGUAUACUAAAGGAAAACGUGGUAAACUUGUAAUUGAAGUGAAUAAUUAA
Schistosoma margrebowiei is the source of this 1308-nucleotide messenger RNA. Lineage: Eukaryota; Metazoa; Platyhelminthes; Trematoda; Strigeidida; Schistosomatidae. The record is from the annotation of a GenBank genome assembly.